AUGAAGGGUGAAUUUGGGAGGAUUAGGUCAAGGUCCCAUCGUGUGGUGGAGGAUCGUCCCGUGAGUGUUGUUGAUGAUGCUAUGAGGCAGAGUUGUUGGGCUAAUAUGCCGCCCGAGCUUUUAAGGGACGUUCUUGCUAGAAUUGAGGAGUCUGAGUGUAAUUGGCCACAGAGAGACAAUGUAGUUGCUUGUGGUGGUGUUUGUAGGAGUUGGAGAGAAAUAAUGAAGGAAAUAGUGAGUAGUUUGGAAGUUUCUGGAAGAUUGACAUUUCCUAUUUCUCUUAAGCAGCCUGGCCCAAGAAAUGCCAUGAUUCAGUGCUUCAUUAAGCGUAAGCGUGGGACUCAAACCUAUCAUCUUUACCUCAACUUGAGCCAAGCUUCUAAUGAUGAUGGGAAAUUCCUUCUUUCUGCCCAAAGACAUAGACGCCCGACUUACACAGACUACAUUAUAUCUUUGAAUGCUGAUGAUGUAUCGAAGUGCAGCAACAACUAUAUUGGAAAAUUGAGGUCUAAUUUCUUGGGCACCAAAUUCAUAAUUUAUGAUGCCCAGCCUCCGAAUCUUGGAGCUAAAGUCACUAAAUCUCGUUCGACGAGGCUAGUUGGACUGAGGCAAAUCUCUCCCCGAGUCCCUGCUGGCAACUAUCCAGUGGCCCACAUAUCAUACGAGCUGAAUGUCUUGGGUUCAAGGGGCCCGAGACGAAUGCAAUGUGUGAUGGGCAACAUACCUUCAUCAGCAGUUGAACCAAACGGCGAGGCCCCCACACAAACCGCUUUUGUGCAGGGAAACUUCGAGUCCUUCCCUUCGAAACCUUUCUUCCGGUCAAAGUCAACUCGAGCGGACAGUUUGCAGUCCGGUCAAAGUCAACCCGAGCGGACGAGUCCCAUUGAGGAGAUGCUGGUCCUAAAGAACAAGGCACCUAGGUGGCACGAACAGCUGCAGUGCUGGUGCCUAAACUUUAACGGGCGAGUAACGGUUGCCUCUGUGAAGAAUUUUCAGUUAGUGGCGAGUAGUGAGGGCAGCGGGCAGGAAGAGGACAAUAAUGUAAUUUUACAGUUUGGUAAGGUGGGCAACGAUAUAUUUACCAUGGAUUAUCGGUAUCCAAUCUCGGCAUUUCAGGCGUUUGCGAUUUGCCUCAGCAGCUUUGAUACGAAAAUCGCUUGUGAGUGA
Messenger RNA from Striga hermonthica, 1167 nucleotides. NCBI's taxonomy places the organism in Eukaryota, Viridiplantae, Streptophyta, Magnoliopsida, Lamiales, Orobanchaceae. The record is from the annotation of a GenBank genome assembly.